AUGCUAUACUUAUGUUUUCCACCCUUGACCCCUGCUGGAGACAGCAAGAGGGUUAUCGAAAUAGAGAAGUUCAAGUACGAGAUCGCUGACAUCCGAGAUGCCUUCCUGACCCACCAACGGACGCGCCAUGUUGACUUCGCCAGGCUAAGGCCAGCAGUUACACUACCGGCCACGUUCUUCUCACCAGGGACCGUGAGAGAGCAUGUCAUCACCUUGCAGCGGGAACCACCAGCGUUCACCAAGUACCGGCUGACAACUGAAACAACAGAGUGCUUGAAACAACCUUCUUUCGACGUUUGGCAGUGGGAACCUAACGAGAUGCUUACACUGAUAGAGCACAUGUACAGAGAACUAGGACUCCUCGAAGAAUUCUGCAUCAGUCCACCAACGAUACGCAACUUUCUGGUGUCCGUGCAGGAAAACUACCGAAAUAACCCUUUCCACAACUUCCGCCACUGCUUCUGUGUCACCCAGAUGAUGUACUGCCUUAUCUACCUGUGUCGCCUGCCGGAGAAACUGUCGAAGAAGGAGCUGGGGGUCCUCAUCACUGCUUGCAUAUGUCACGAUCUAGAUCAUCCGGGCUAUAACAAUUCGUAUCAAAUCAAUGCACGGACCGAACUGGCUGUCAGGUACAAUGACGCUUCGCCCCUCGAGAACCACCACUGUGCUGUAGGAUUCAGGAUACUGGCUAAUCCUGAAUGCAACAUCUUCAGCAGCUUACCCGAGUCCCUCUUCAAGGAAAUUCGUGGGGAAAUUAUCCUCCUGAUCCUGGCGACAGACAUGGCGCGUCACUCUGAGAUCGUCGACGACUUCAAGAAGAAGCUCGAGAACUUCGACUACAAGAACGUCAAUCACUUGACGGCGCUCAAGAUGAUCCUUAUCAAGGCAUGUGACAUCUCCAACGAAGUUCGUCCUUCGAAGGUCGCCGAGCCUUGGGUCGACUGCUUGCUCGAGGAAUACUUCAACCAGGCAGAGACCGAGAAACAAGAGGGUCUCCCCGUGGCCCCCUUCAUGGAUCGAGACAAGGUGACGAAGGCAUCGGCCCAAAUAAGUUUCAUCAAAUUCGUUCUCAUCCCUCUUUUCGAAGAUAUAUCGCAGCUUUUUCCACAGGUGGAAGAGGCACUUGUUGUUCCACUCCGUCACGCGAGGGAGCACUACGAGCAACUUAAGGAGGCAGAGGAAGACAUGAGACGACUUGCCCAGAGCAAAUCCAUAGCCUAGUGCCGGGACUCCUCCUGGGAUGACCUCAGGGGGCAAAAGAAGGGAGGUCAUAGACGUUCAAGUCGAGGUUCCGUCCAGAGAUGGUCUAUAAAGCCCAUGAUCUUAUGAUGCACAGCGAGAACACAGCGACGCCCCACUAGGGGGAUUAUCAACUCCUCUGUCUGAUAGGCUUCUGUACUUAUGAGACCUUGAGCUAGGGCAACAACUAUGGGUAAAGCAUUGAGCUAUGGCAACACCUAUGGGUAAGGCAUCGCGCUAGAGCAACACCUACUGGUAAGGCGCUGAGCUAGGGCGACACCUAUGGGUAAGGCAUUAAGCUAGCGCAACACCUAUGGAUAAGGCCCUGAGCUAUGGCAACACAUAUGGGUAAGGCACUGAGCUAGGGCAACACCUACAGGUAAGGCGCUGAGCUAGGGCGACACCUAUGGGUAAGGCAUUGAGCCAGGGCAACACCUACGGGUAAGGCGCUGAGCUACGGCAACACCUAUGCGUAAGGCAUCAAGCAAGGGUAACACCUAUGGGUAAGGCAUCGAGCUA
Molecule: messenger RNA, 1758 nt
Organism: Macrobrachium nipponense
Lineage: Eukaryota; Metazoa; Arthropoda; Malacostraca; Decapoda; Palaemonidae
Product: high affinity cGMP-specific 3',5'-cyclic phosphodiesterase 9A-like
Exons: 10
Coding region: 1-1221 (406 amino acids)
Biological process (GO): signal transduction; cGMP catabolic process
Molecular function (GO): 3',5'-cyclic-GMP phosphodiesterase activity
Source: RefSeq, a predicted model, not a curated record